Molecule: messenger RNA, 1746 nt
Organism: Anarrhichthys ocellatus (wolf-eel)
Lineage: Eukaryota; Metazoa; Chordata; Actinopteri; Perciformes; Anarhichadidae
Gene: fgfbp3
Product: fibroblast growth factor binding protein 3
Exons: 4
Coding region: 1-891 (296 amino acids)
Biological process (GO): cell-cell signaling
Molecular function (GO): growth factor binding
Source: RefSeq, a predicted model, not a curated record
AUGCUUUAUGUUCCUGCAAAGCUCGAGAGGGCUGGAGGGGAGCUCAAAAAGUCUGGUCAGUCCUACUCAUUCCCCCUCCUUCCUCCACCCUCUCCUCCUUUAUCCUCGUCUUCUCCCCUCUUUUAUCCAAGUGUUUGUGGUCCCCACAUUCCCACAGCGACUCUGAGCCGUGGAACGUCACAUGCCACCAUGAGUGUCCUGCCAUGCAGUUUCCUCCUUCUCCUCCUCCUCCUCUGCCUCCCCGUCGUCCCUGAAGCCAAGCGGCAGCCUGGUGAGGAGAAACCCGAAAAACCCCGUCAGCCUCCACCGUCACCGCAACCAGCCAAGAGAGCUAGAAAUCGUUCAGUGCCGGGCUCUGGAGAGCUGACCACCAAGGAGGGCCAUAGCUGCACUUGGCAGACGUCUGGUGAAGGCCUGGUCCGCUUGCUGGUGAACUGCAGCACUGAAACACUGGGAGUCCAGCAGAGGUAUUGGUGUCGUUACGCUGGUAAACCAGACCUUUGCCAGGCCUAUGGAGUGAAGUCCAGCCAGUACUGGAAGCAGCUAGUGGGGAAGCUGAAGAAGAGGCAGAACGCCUGCGAAGGAGAGAAAGUCCUCAAGGCUAAAACCUGCAAGAAGGCUCCCGCCGAGGCCCACAUGAAGCUCGCCCAACGCAGUGGAGAGGAGGAGAGGAAGGGAGGGAAGAAGAGAGUACCGCCGGCCAGUAAGAGCUCAGACGGAGGGAAGGUAGAGAGGAGGAAGAAGAAGGAGGAGGGAGAGGAGAACAAGCAGGAGGAUUGGACUGGGUUCAACGAGGAAGGAGUGGUGAACGACAUGGAGCCUGUGCAGACUUACUGCAGUGAGGGAUGGCACUCCGUCUGCUCGUUCUUUGUCAAGUUUUUUGAGGGUUGAUGGGAAAUUAUGAAGGAAAUGCAAAUCUCAUUUUUGAUACAUGAUGGUGCGAGUUCACAAUCUGAAAACAACCCAUAGAAAGAUGUUUUUCUUUAUUAUACAGGAAACACCAGGCAGCUCAUUUGUAAAAAUAAUUUAGAUUAUUUUUGUCUUCCACAGCUGUUUAACUAUAAAGUAAAUGUGGAGAUUUCAGUGACUUUGACUUUGAUUUAACCGUAAAACAAAACACCUUGUUCAUAUGAGCUUUUUAAAAACGUAGACGUUUAAAAAAUGGGGCCACCUGGCAUCUAAUUUGCAACUUAAAGUGGAUAGUCAAUUAAGACCUGGCGAAUUAUACAAAACCAUUAUAUUAAACCUAUCAAUACUAACUAAAAGCCACAAUUCACUAAAUGUCCCUCCAAGUCAUUGCACACUCCAUCUGCUGACGUAAAUCCAUGGGGAGGGAACAGAUGAACAGUAUUUGAAUGGAGGAAAAUGAACCAUUCUGAUUACUUAAGUUUUGUGUUAAUUAAGCAUAUUUAGCUUUGGAAUGUGUUAUGUCGUAUAAACUUUGUUGUAGUUGAGCUGUUUAAAAUGUGUAAUUUUUUUACUUUCUGACUAACAAAUAAAAAUAGUGUUUUGGUGAACAAUCAAUCAAUGAUCACCAUUGAUGAUGAUGGCGAUAAUAGUAGUGAUUACUAGUUUAUUUUUGUGAUGGGUAACUAAUAUUUUGUAUAAACUUUGUGUAACUGCUCUGUAUAAACAACCUGGUUACUAUUGGAUGUGAUUUGUGGCAGUUAGCCUUUUUUAUUUUUUAUUUUUUUAAUUUUUUAAAGAAAUGUUAACAUUGUUUCUGGAAUUCUUCAAUAAAAACAA